GAAAAAUAUUCAAACAUGAUCGCUACCAACUCCUAAUCUCGUAUGGACACUUUUGAUUUUCCUGAUUGUUUUCAAUUUAUUUAAUCGUUGGAUUUACGUGCACUCUAUCUACCUACUUAGUUGUUGGGUUACUUUUCGUCUAAAUAUUUUCACUGUUACUAUCACUGCCUCAAUACACAAAUUACCUGCAGAGGUUCUAAAAACAGCUCAUCAGUUUAUUAAGACCGUCCAAAUUCCAAAUAUUGCUCCUUGAAACCCCACAAUUGUUUCUAACCUGUCUUGCUCUAAAAAGAGUUGUGCACAUUCACAUCAUGGCUCUAAAUAAAUAUAUGCAUCAACGAAAUAUCUACAAACAGAAAAGGCCCAAUUUCAAAGAAUUGGCUGCAAAGUUUGAUUUUUUCGAUGCAGUAGCCGUAAAAGAUGAAUGUGGUCGGGUUACGCUUGAUUUUAGAAUACCAUCUCACUUGUCGGCCUUGUCUAAAGCGCUGUUAUUGAAUGACUUCGGUCUAAACGUAGACUUUCCAGGCGACCGUUUGAUACCAACAGUUCCUCUGCGUUUGAACUAUAUUUUAUGGUUGGAGGACCUAAUAAAGGGUCUUCAAAGAUUCUCCGAACGUGUAAAGAUUUUGGAUAUCGGCGUUGGUGCAUCUUGCAUUUAUCCGUUGCUAGGCUCAGCGAAAAACUCAUGGCAAUUUUUCGGCACAGAAAGUGACGUAAGAAACUUCAGUCUAGCAAAAGAAAAUGUUGAUAAAAACAAUCUGAGCAAAAGCAUUAAGUUAUUUCACAUAACUGAGAAUACUUCAUCAUUGGAUGUUGUUUUCGGUGGUACAGAAAAUACAACUUAUUUACAUGCUGUAAUGGCCAAUCCUCCAUUUUUUAGUGACACAUCAGAUGCAGUUGGAUCUAACACUUGUCGAUCGCUUAAAAGACCACCACCGAAAACUAUAUCAUCUGCUGCUAGGCAUGAAAGUCAGACUGUGGGAGGUGAAGUGUACUUUUGUAUUCGUCUAAUCCGUGAUAGUAUUCGUUAUUCAACUCGAGUGGGUGUAUUCACUAUUAUGUUGGGUAAGAAGUCAAGUGUUUCUUCAGUUCGUCGAAUAUUACACAAGUUUAAAAUCACUCAAAUAUCUGUGUACGAAAUGUGUCAGGGUCGAAUAAUGCGAUGGGGUGUUGCUUGGACAUUUCUUCCUAAUUUUCAAUUUCCUGAAUCUGAUUUUCGUCGACUUCGUAAAUUAGAACGUCCUCCAUUAACACUGCAAUUACCAGAUCCAGUAACUUGUCUUUCUGAAAAUACAGUUGAUGCUCUUUUGAAUUGGUUAAGAAAUGAAUUUAAACAAUUAGGUAUGAAAGUAUUAGAUCAAAAAAAUCGUGCUGAAAUAGGUGGUCUGCAUUUAAAUAUUACAGCAACAGUAAAUACAUGGACACAUACUAGGCGUAAAAGACGAGAAGCUCAACGUCUUUCAAUGUCUAAACAAUCGGAUACGUUAAACGGUGAGAAUCCAACUAAUAGUGAUUCUGUAUCCAAUGAAAAAGAGUCCAUAGAAAUUGAUGUAAACACAAACACAUUCAGUUCAAACAGUUGUUCAAAGCGUAUACAUGCUUGUAAUUCCGAUAAAGUGAAUCAUUCAUCGCAAUCAAUAAUCACACAAGCAACUACAGAAACAGAAUCGGAAUUAAUAAACCCACCAAAACGAACGCGAGCAUCACUUAACGAUGAAAUCUGUGAUGAAGGUGAAGAUGCUUGGUUUGAUGGAGAUGAUGAAUGUGAGAAUGCUUCCGUCAACAAGAUUAACAAUUCUUCAAUUAAUGAAUUACCAUCUACUUGCUCACAUGUGAUUCAGGCCAAUGUAUUUGUUGAGUAUCUAAAUAUUGAUUCAUUUAAUAAAGAUGUACGUUCAAAAUCAUCAUCUUCGUUAUUUCCACACGGAAUAAAUGACAGUGAUGAAGUAAUGCCUAGUGAUAGCACUAAAUGUGGAGAGACAAAUGUAAAGCUUAAAAGUGAUAUAAGUGAUAGUGAUGAUGACGAUGAAAUGAUUCUUACUGAAGAGAAUCAUGGACCGAUGGUGAUAAAAAUUGCUUGGAUAAGUGGAACAUGUCGAGAAGCAGCUAAUCAAAUUUUGUUUUACUUAAAAAAUCGUUUGAAAUGACGUUCUAAUCUAUUUUAUUUUUUUAACCACACCUACCAACUAAAAGAAAAUAUUGUAAAUAUGCAGUUGCAUUUCUUUUGUAUACAUAAUUCUAGAAAAUCAUUAUUGUACGCCACUCAUUAUUUUUUUUUUACAUUAAAUGUACAAAGCCCUAUAGAGAAAUUAAACAGUGACAUUCCGG
Molecule: messenger RNA, 2328 nt
Organism: Schistosoma turkestanicum
Lineage: Eukaryota; Metazoa; Platyhelminthes; Trematoda; Strigeidida; Schistosomatidae
Source: the annotation of a GenBank genome assembly